This is a messenger RNA of Microcebus murinus (gray mouse lemur), 5748 nucleotides long. Lineage: Eukaryota; Metazoa; Chordata; Mammalia; Primates; Cheirogaleidae. The record is from RefSeq and is a predicted model, not a curated record.
GGUUGAUUCCGAAUUUUGGCAGUUAUGAAUAAAGCUGCUAUUAAACAUCUCUGCACAUGUUUUCUGUGGACAUAAGUUUUUAACUAUUAAUAAUUUGGGUAAAUACUGAGGCGCACUAUUGCUGGAUCACAUGAUAAAAGUAUGUUUAGUUUUGUAAGAAACUGCCAAACUGUCUUCUAAAGUGUCUGUAGUACUCCAUCAGCUGGUUUUGAUUCCUAAGCCACUUUCAUUUAGAUGAGUCUAAUUUUUCUAGAAAAUACUUCAGAAAUAUACCAAAUAUGAAUAAUACAAGACCCUUUUCUCACUGCGCUUUUAUGUGGGACUUAAACGUGAGGCACAGCCACCUUCCCUCUUCCUUCCAUGGUCUUCCUGCUCUCACUAGAGCAAAACCAUCUCAGCAGAAAAUGUCCUCUUUUCCCUGCUCCCUCUUCCCUUUUGCUUCCCAUUUCUGCCCUUCCCCCACCAAAGUUCAAGGGGUAACUAGGGAAAUGGGCAAGAGCAGAGUUGGUAGGGAGAUCCCACUCCCAUUUUCCCACAGAAGAGCUAUAUUGCAUCUUCUCUGGGAUUUUUGUUUUCCUUUAAAAUGCUUUAAAUUGGCACUGCUAAAAGGUACACAAUGCUCUCUUCCCCGAAACCCUGGGGACUGCAUGCCUCAUUCCUCACUGGUUUGUCUCCAGAGUGAGCAAAUGAGAUUCUGCCCAUACGACUAAGUGCAUUUGGGGCGUUCGCUGAGCAGCUCUGCUACACGUGGCCAUAAGAACACACAUUGGCCUGAGGAGAUAAGACAGGGGCCCUAAAAUCGAGCAGUGGACCAAGACAAAGUUAAAUGCAUCACCCCUGUGUGUUUCCUCCCUCUUGGGUCCCCCCCCCCCAGUCUCUUUGGAACCCACAGCUAUAAAACACCGGGAGUGAGUUUUGUUUGUGACUUGUCAGCCUUGUUACUUUAUAAAUAGGCUUCAUGUUGUGCAACCUGAACACUCUGGGUUAAUAUAAGAGACAGACAGGCAUGGACAGAUGAACAGAAGGACAGAGAGAAGCACUGAUAGGGGAAAGGAGCAUUCCAGGUAAAUAAGGGCAGAUCGGAUCGUGGAGGUCCCGCUACAGCCUUUCGCAAGGCUCUAAUGAGUGGCCUGGUCAGCUCAUGUGGCUGCCAGUUUGCUCCAUUUCCCCUGAGUUUGGGUACUUCUGCCUAUCCACAGUUGGAGUCUCGAUGACCUGCAGCUGAAGGGACUCUCCCUGUUGCAGUCCAGAAUUUUCCAACAGGGUGCACUAUUAGCAUGUUAAGCAGGACAAAGUCCUAUGUAUUACAGAAAUUUAGCAUCCCUGGCCCCGCCCAUUAAAUACCAGCAGUGCCACCCUAGUUGUUGUGAUAAUCAAAAAACAAUCUCCACAAGUUCUCAGUUCCCCCCAGGGAGUACUAUAAGCAGUGACAGCCCCAUGGGCAGUGGGGUGGUCUGGUUGGGGUCUCCCAGUGAAAGGACAUAAAUCUGAGCCCCACCCCCACACCUGCCCUGGGCUCCUCAGCAGCUGGAGCCUGCACUUGUCACCCAGGCCUUUCUCACCUACUCUUUCCUCUUCUCCUUCCUCCCGCCUCUUGCUUCUGAGGCCCAGGAGGAGAACUAGAGAUCUUGCCAGUCCCCAGCGUGAUGUGGGCUGAGAAAUGUGAGGCUAUAAGAACUUCAGGGUGUUUUCCCCUUAACUCUUGAAAAUCUGCCAUUCUGGGGAUUUCUUUCCUCCUCGGUCUGACCUUGCUUCUUAAUCAGCUGCCCGUAUCUAGUCAAAUGAGAGUUCCCAGGGGCAUUUACCAGCCCCAGUGGUGGAUGGUGGUGACUGGCAUCGGUGCGCCCCUUCCCCAGGCUCUGCCCCAGGCUGAUGCUGCAUCCAUCUGGGAUCCGGCCAAGUCACACUGGCAUUUAUGUUGGCUCAAAGCCCAAGCUUCUCAGUGCCUCCUGCAGGGUGGUUCCAGGGUGCCCUGAGUGCCGUGGAGCAGGGGGAAGAAUGAGUCUGUCAUCACCAAGCUAUUCACAUGCAGGAAAUAGGACACAGUUCAAUAGUUGCUUAUUUUUACCUCCUCCCUGCUCAUACCCUACUUCUAACCCACUCGAGUAAGUGAUGUCUACACAUGGCCUUGAUCGAGCUGAGAGGAUGGGCCUGGCUUGACUGGGGAUGCCAAGAGGCUAACUCUGCUGGCCUGGGGUCCACAUGAGCAAGCCACUGCUGACCUGCACCCAGAGGAUGGCAAUUCUUGGGCCCCCACAGGCCAUGGCAGCUGAGAUGGGGCCAGUGGGCCUUCAUGGUUGGGGAGGGGCUUGCAACAUCCCCACGGAUUCUUCCAGAGUUGGCGUUUGGUUCCUGUACUUCCUGGCAGCCAAAUGCCGUCUGCUGAGCUGGUUCCCAGUGCCAAGGGCCCAGAGCACCUCAGGUUGGCACGGUUUCUCCGCAACCUCAGAGCUCGGCCCUAGUAGAGCCUGUUGGUGAUUCAGCAGCUGGGGAACUCCAGCCAGCACGAGAGGGCUCAGUGAUACUCACCCUGUUUUCUUGCAAUUCCAGGAACUUGGAUGGGGGCCCUGGGAGCAGGCCCAGGGGAAGAGGAAGUUUGACUCAGUACCCAGCCCCUGGUCCAGGUCUCUGAUAAGGCUUUUACUCUGUGGGAAAGACAACUGCUUCCUCCUAGCAAGAUAGGGUGUGGCAGAGAUCUGCGCAGAUGGGAGCGAGCACCAGGCCUUCCUCACUCCUCACAGAUGCUCGGUAUCGUGUUGGCCAUGUGCCAAGCCCUGGAGAACAGCACGUCCUCCCAGAGCGCAGACCCGCCCAUGGCCGCAGCAGUGGUGUCUCACUUUAACGACUGCCCAGAUUCCCACACUCAGUUCUGCUUCCAUGGAACCUGCAGGUUUCUGGUGCAGGAGGACAAGCCAGCAUGUGUCUGCCAUUCUGGGUACGUGGGUGCACGCUGUGAGCACGCAGACCUCCUGGCCGUGGUGGCUGCCAGCCAGAAGAAGCAGGCCAUCACCGCCUUGGUGGUGGUCUCCAUCGUGGCCCUGGCUGUCCUCAUCAUUGCAUGUGUGCUGAUACACUGCUGCCAGGUGCGGAAACACUGUGAGUGGUGCCGGGCCCUUGUCUGCCGGCACGAGAAGCCCAGCGCCCUCCUGAAGGGAAGGACCACUUGCUGCCACUCAGAAACAGUGGUCUGAAGAGCCCAGAGGAGGAGUUUGGCCGGGGGACUGUGGCAGCCCAAUGAAGAAAGGCCUUCUAGAGGACAGGACCGCCAGAGGUACCUGGACAAGCUGGCAGACCUUCCCUACUCUGCCUGUGACCACCCACCCGCGCAACAUUUCUGUCUUCUCUGGGCCUUUAAAACUCUGUCAAGAACUCUGUCUGCUUGGGGCUAUUCAGUGUGACCUCAAGGAGCAAUCAGUGGGCCACAACUUAAAGACUGGUCAAAAAAGAACUGCAAAGAGGUGGCCUCCUGUUUACCUAGAUAAGGUGUGUGCGUCGGUCGGUGUCUGAGUCCAGGUGUAUGCAGUUGUCUUCUGCCAGUCACAGAUUCCAGGCUGUAUUUCUUUCUCAUGGGACACCUCCCUGCAACAGAAUCCUGCCCAGUGUGGGAGAUCUCUGUAGUUGUUACCAUUUUCUCUCAUCUGCUUUUCGAGAAAGAAAGCAGAGAAGGGGAAGCUGCUUAUUGUUACAUGAAGACACCAACUUCAAGAGGAGCCAUGUCCUCUGGCCACAAGACCCUCAACCAGCCCAACAUCUUCCAUGGACACAUGAUGUUGAAGACCGUCCCAUGCUGUUGCCACCCUCAAAGAUAAUUUCUUAUUUAUUAGAUGGAGAAUGGUUUUAUUUUUAAUCCCUUAAGUCAGACGUCUACAUUAAUGAUGUACGUACUGCUAUACUGAUUACAAAUGUCUGGCCUCUUUGGCACGGAUCAGGCUUUGGAAAAAUCUUCCAGGGGGCUGUGGAGAUGGAACCAAAGGAUGAAUGACUGAUAGGAGCAAAGAUGGGGGUUCAGAGGUCAUGCCAUUUAAGACACAAAGCCGGUCAAUGUCCUGAUAUGUUCUGGUAGAAAAGUUAGCAAAUCCAGUAGGGAGAUCUGUCCCUUCUGUUGGGGAAGAGAAGAAGAGAGUGGCUGUGUGUGUGUGUGCACAGUACAAACACAAUACUUGCUAUACUGCUCGGUGAUUGAAUGGAUUCACUUCCUUGUGAGCCCUCUAAGAGGAUGUUAGAAAUAGUCUACAGCCAUACCACCCUGAACGCGCCUGAUCUCGGAAGCUAAGCAGGGUCUGACCUGGUUAGUAAUUGGAUGGGAGAAAUAGAGCCUUAGCAAGGAGCCAUGGGCAUUUCAGGCCAAGUUCAUUAAAGACAGACCAGUCAGUCAUUUAUUUUCCAUUUUGUUGCUUGGUUGGCUUGUUGCUUUAUUUUUAAAAGGAGAAAUUUAACUUUCCUAUUUAUUUUCAAGCAUUAAGAGACAUAUUCCAGUGAUUUUUUUUUUCUUUUCCAUUCAGGUUGCUAGUUUUAUUAACAAAACCUCUAACAAGCCACCUCCACCAUGUGGGUCUCGCUUUUCCCUCAAGAGAAGGAGAAAUUGUUCUCCUGAGCAUCCGGGUAUGUUCUGACCCAUUGGGCCUGCUUGUGGGAGGCUAUGGAUCGUGUCAAAUAAGAUGGGUAGCACAUCCCUAGGGUUGUUCCUUAAAACUUGGAGACAGAAUAACAACAACGAAAUGACUAUAAACUCCUUGUGUGAGGAAACUCCUUAUCUACUAAUACUUGAAAAGUGAAAGAUUUCCACCCAUUAACCCUUCAGUGCAUCUAGCUAAUCACAACGCAGAAGGGGCAUUUCAGAUACAUCAGACUGGCUUGAAAUUUCUGUCAGAAAAUUUUGUCUUCUGCCUAAUCUUCUCUGGUCUGGAAGAACCAUUUCUGUGCACUUUCUCUUUAUCUCUUAUAAUUGAGACAGUUCUAUGGCCCCUGUCUUCACUCUGGCACUCUGAUUUACUGCUGCCACACCUGAAGCACUGCAUGCGGAAAUCAGAUCUGUUCAGAGCUGGCCCCGAGCAAUGUGUUUACACAGCUCUAGGGUUUUUUAAUUAUUAAACAAAAUAGGUGUAAGUUUCCAUUCUUUGAGCCGGUCCUACAGCAGCAGAUAUGUGGGCUAAGGCUUGACUAUAGCAUCCUGCUCAGAGACCAAUUAGUUGACACUGGUUUUUAGACCCCAUCAGCAACUGGCUUUUAAGAGAUUUUGCAGAGACGCUAGAAGAAUGAGGAUAGACAGACGGUGGAAGCGGAGGUUCCCUGCAAGAACUUUAGAUUUCGUGUCUGCAAAUGUUCUGGUUCUCAGGUCCAGCAACUCACAGCUGCCGGUGCCCCCUUCCCUGUGCCUGUAUACCCGGGCAGGGAACGGGCUCAAGCACGUGCCUCCCUAGAAGUGCCUUCGGGUCAGUCCUUUGUAAACCAGCAGGUCUGAAAAGGGUUGAAAGCACAGGUGGGUCCAGGCAGGCCUGGCUGGACCGUUGUCUACACUCCAGGAUAGGAGAGCCUCACUUCUCUGCUGCUUUCUCCUUUAGAAAUCAAAUGACUGGCAAACGUUGGCUUCCUCUGCCCCUACAUGGCAGUGCUCAUUCUUUGGCUAGCUGAAAAAAUGCUCCCUUUUCAGGUGACAAAUGCACCUUCUGAUCCACCUCUACAUCUUCCCUGUUUUUCCUUGCCCUUUUUAAAGCUGUUUUCAUUACAAUUAGAGAAUCUUCCUAGAGA